CCGCUUUUGAAUGCAGUGAUCAGAUGAAGGAGGGGGCAUCCGCUCGCUUUAGGUGUGAAGAAAAGAAACUGGUCGCUCAGUGGAAAGUGAAUUGCAGUUUGGAAUGACACUGAGCGCUUCAGAGGAGGAAAUGGCUUUCUCUCAGAUUGCAGGACAUCCGAUGAUCACUGAUACAGUAUACAUGGACACACAGUUUUCCCAGGUUGCUUCAUCUGUCCAAGAAUCUCUACUACAGAAAUGAUUCAGCGACUAAACCAUUUUGGACCAUGUGGAGUAUGAUGAGAAUGAAUUGCAUUUUAUAUCUGUCACUUCUUUUGCUCUGUGCUACAGCCAGUAAUAUAUAUGAGAGAUCACUGGUUCCCAGGGCUGUGACCCGCUCGGUGGCCAGAAUGGAUGGCGAUAUCAUCAUUGGCGCCCUGUUUUCUGUCCACCACCAGCCGUCAGCUGAGAAUGUGGCUGAGCGAACAUGUGGUGAGGUCAGAGAGCAGUAUGGCAUUCAACGUGUGGAAGCCAUGUUUCACACUCUGGACAGAAUUAAUGCUGACCCAUUUCUUCUGCCCAACAUUACUUUGGGCUGUGAAAUCAGGGACUCAUGCUGGCACUCAUCAGUGGCAUUGGAGCAGAGCAUUGAAUUUAUAAGAGACUCCCUUAUUUCACUGCGUGAGGAUGGGGAUGGGUCAAAGUCGUGCAACGAUGGAACUCCGUUUAGUCAGCCAGUUGCCACUAAGAAGCCCAUUGCAGGUGUGAUUGGACCUGGAUCAAGUUCAGUGGCCAUUCAAGUUCAAAACCUGCUGCAGCUGUUUAACAUCCCCCAAAUUGCCUACUCAGCCACUAGCAUUGAUCUGAGUGAUAAAACCCUCUUUAAGUACUUCCUCAGGGUUGUGCCAUCUGACACUCUUCAAGCAAGGGCUCUUUUGGACAUUGUUAAACGGUAUAACUGGACAUAUGUGUCAGCAGUUCAUACUGAAGGAAACUAUGGGGAAAGUGGGAUGGAGGCUUUUAAAGAACUGGCAUCUCAGGAGGGUUUGUGUAUUGCCCACUCAGACAAAAUCUACAGCAAUGCUGGUGAGAAACACUUUGACAGGCUACUGAGGAAGCUGAGAGAGCGGCUGCCCAAAGCUCGAGUGGUGGUGUGUUUCUGUGAGGGGAUGACAGUGCGUAGUCUCCUUAUGGCCAUGAGGCGCUUAGGGGUAGCUGGAGAAUUCCUUCUCAUUGGAAGUGAUGGCUGGGCAGAUAGAGAUGAGGUGGUGGAGGGCUAUGAACAGGAAGCUGUGGGUGGCAUCACCAUGAAGCUCCAGUCAGAGGAGGUCACUUCUUUCGAUAAUUACUUCUUGAAGCUGCGCCUCAAUACAAACACCAGAAACCCGUGGUUCGCUGAGUUCUGGCAACACCGCUUCCAAUGUCGCAUCCCAGGGCACCCACAGGAGAACAUGAACUACAGGAAGAACUGCUCAGGUGACCUAGAGCUACGAGAUGGUUAUGAGAGUCUAGAAGAGAACUAUGUACAAGACAGUAAGAUGGGGUUCGUCAUCAAUGCCAUUUAUGCCAUGGCUCAUGGCCUCCAUGACAUGCAUGAGCACCUGUGUCCUGGCUAUGUCGGUCUUUGUGAGGCCAUGGACCCCAUUGAUGGCAGCAAACUGCUGGAUUUUCUGCUAAGGACCUCAUUCACUGGAGUGUCUGGUGAAGACGUGUGGUUUGAUGAAAACGGGGAUUCACCAGGCAGGUAUGACAUAAUGAAUCUGCAGUAUGUGGAGCCUGGCGUGUAUGACUACAUCAAUGUGGGAUCGUGGCAUGAGGGCAUGUUGAGUAUUGAUGAUUAUAUGAUCCAGAUGAACCGGAGUGAGAUGGUCCGCUCGGUCUGCAGUGAGCCCUGCUCUAAAGGCGAGAUCAAGGUUAUUCGGAAGGGGGAGGUAAGCUGCUGCUGGAUCUGCACUGCCUGUAAAGAUAACGAAUAUGUCCAAGAUGAGUUCACCUGCAAGGCGUGUGAGCUGGGCUGGUGGCCUGAUAAAGAGCUGCAAGGCUGUGAGCCACUUCCCCUACAUUAUUUGAAAUGGAGUCAUGCUGAGUCCAUCGUUGCAGUUGUCUUCUCUUGUCUGGGCAUCUUAGUGACCAGUUUCGUCACUUUUGUCUUCAUUCUGUACAGAGACACACCUGUGGUCAAAUCCUCAAGUCGAGAGCUCUGCUAUAUCAUCCUAGCUGGCAUCUUUUUGGGUUAUAUCUGUCCAUUCACACUCAUAGCCAAGCCCACAGUGGCCUCCUGCUAUCUACAACGCCUGUUGGUUGGCCUCUCAGCCUCCAUGUGCUAUUCAGCUCUGGUCACUAAAACCAACCGCAUCGCCCGUAUCCUGGCUGGCAGCAAGAAGAAGAUCUGCACACGCAAACCACGCUUCAUGAGUGCCUGGGCUCAGGUAGCCAUUGCAUUCGCCCUGAUCAGUUUGCAGCUUACACUGGAGGUCACACUGAUCAUUCUGGAGCCCCCAUCACCCAUCAAGUCCUACCCAAGCAUUAGAGAGGUCUAUCUCAUCUGCAACACCAGCAACAUGGGCAUGGUUGCUCCGCUCGGCUACAACGGUCUUCUUAUUCUCAGUUGCACCUACUAUGCUUUUAAAACCCGCAAUGUUCCAGCCAACUUUAACGAGGCCAAGUACAUCGCUUUCACCAUGUAUACCACAUGCAUCAUCUGGCUCGCUUUUGUACCCAUCUACUUUGGCUCCAACUACAAAAUCAUCACAACAUCAUUCUCUGUGAGCCUGAGUGUGACUGUGGCCCUGGGCUGCAUGUUCACCCCAAAGAUGUAUAUCAUCAUUGCUAAGCCGGAAAGAAAUGUGCGCAGCGCCUUUACCACCUCAGAUGUGGUGCGCAUGCAUGUGGGUGACGGCAAAAUCGCCUGCAGAAGCAACAGCCUUCUCAACAUGCUCAAACGCAAAAAGAAUGCCUCCGGAAAUGCAAAUUCUAAUGGCAAGUCUGUGUCAUGGUCUGAACCAGGUUCAAGACAGCCUCCGAAAGGAGAACACAUGUGGCACAGACUGUCUGUUCAUGUGAAGAGGCAGGAGGGCGGCUCCAAUCAGACAGCUGUCAUCAAACCUCUAACUAAUACCUACCAUGACACAGGCCUGGAAUUUUCAGACCUCAGCACCAAGACUCUGUACAAUGUAGCCGAGGAGGAUGAGGGUGAGCCAGUCCGAUAUAAUCCUCCUGCCAGCCCACACCUGAUUGCUCACAGGUAUUCCCCUGAGAGUGAGCCUGUGAAGGAAAUGAGCACAAAACAGGAAUUUUAUACUCCGGAGCAACACUUGACACAGAAAUGCAUUCUUCCCCAGCAGGCUUUUGCAGAAAACUUCCAGGAUGUGUCCCCUAAUUUGAAUUGCAGCAUAACCGAUCUGGAUGACAUUAUAAAUUUACCAGAACCAGAAAGUGGUGUAAUGCCACCAUAUCGACCUCUCAUUCUACAAACACAGCAGGUUUUGCCAAUGCAGCUGAACCUUUACUCAAAAAAACCAGACCCUCUUUUGGAAGAGGAGGAGGAAAUGGAGAACGAACAAUUUGGUCUCCUUCAUGGCUACAUGUACAACAAUGCACAAAUCCAUGAUGAUGAGGAACUGGUGCAGAUUAAACUAGCAAUGGAGGACUCUUUGGCUCUGAUGCCACCCUCUCCUUUCCGGGACUCGGUUGGUUCAGGCAACCACAUUCCCAACUCCCCGGUGUCUGAGUCUAUCCUCUGCACCCCUCCAAAUGUGACAUAUGCAUCUGUCAUUUUCAAGGACUACAAACAAAGUUCCUCUACUCUGUGAAUGGAAGACUUGAAACAUUAAUACUUGUAAAUGAUCUGUUUUCUCAGCAUUUGAAAAAUCAACACAAGCUGCCAAUAAAUACAUUAUCUCUUCAUUAGGAUAACAUUACUUGCUUAAGUCUGAUUUAAAACAAUUAUUAAAGGCACUCACAUGAAUAUAAAUAUGUGUAGCAGUAAAUAAUGAUCUAAGAAUUCCUCAUGAAUUGCAAAAUGCUUGAAAGUAGAACAUGAGAAUAAAAUAACAAAACACUUCAUGAAGUUGAGAUGAAACUUUACUGUAUCAUAUUCUUAAGACUGAUUUACACUUUCUUGAAUAUUUUAAAGGAAACAUACAUGGUAAUCUAGGAAUAAAUAGAGGUAUAAAUAUUUGAUAUAUUUAAGCUUCCUGUUAAAAUGUAGCAGAAAUUGAUCAUGUUUAACUGCCAGUGUCGAAGUCAAUGUGAAGUUGUCAUUUGUCCGGGUAUUUUUAUAGUUGUAUUUUUAUUGUACACUUUUAUGUGGGAGCUGUGUGUUUAUAAUAACUGUACAUAUUAAGUUAGAUGCUAUUUAUUAAAUUCUUUUUCACAAAUAAUUGUAGAACAAAUCUAUAUGUGGUACUCUAGAUCAAAAUCUUGACUUAAAUGGUCACAACCUCACUAUAGAAAAAAAUGCUGUAUUUUAAAGCCUGACUUCUGGUUUUUUUAAGUUUAUUUCUUUCUGAAUAGUGAGGCAAUUUCUUAUGUGCAAUUCUUUGUAGCCCUUUUUUUAAUACAUUAUGUGCUUUACAUACAGUCACUAUAUUAUACAGUACAUAAAAUAAGCACUCCUGCUAAGCAGAACCACCGACGGCAUUUUCUUCAGAAUGUAGCUUUAAUUAGAUCUAUAUAGAUGUUCAGCAUUAGCUGCAUGUCUGGUGUUUCAUAGAGUAUAGAUUAUAUAUAUGUUUUGACCAUUUAAGUCAAUGAUUAACAUUGUUUUCAAAUGUUACAUAAACUAAUAAUACUGUCUUAUAUUUGGGUAAAUGUCCAAUAAGUAUUUAUGAAUAUUACUGUACAAUAGAAAGCAUUGCAACAUUGAUCACACUCAGCCUGGCAUAUUUACAGUGUAAACAGUUAGAGUUCAUACCUACAGCCACUGAAAUUGAGGUUUGCAAUCAUGCUAACUCCUACCAGUGUAAAAAAAAAAAAAGACAAUCUAACAGUCAAGUCAAGACCCAUACAAAUCAUUCACUUCUCCCUGCAUAGGUAUGGUCACACAGUGCUAAUGGUAUCAUAAUAUAGCACACUGAUCUAGGAAGUGCUGGUGUUUUAUGCCAGUAAUUAGCAAACUCAGUAGUACAAUAGUGCAAAAUCUGACCUUUUCAUGUCUCUGUGGUUGUACUACACUCAUGGGAAUGUCGAGGCUACAACCAGAAGUGACAAGGGAAAUUAUAUUUAAUAAUAAUUUUUUUGUAAAGUGUACAAAUAACAAAUAAGCAGCAAAGCAAAACAAUCAGAUUUUAAGACCUGCAAAUCUCUUAUGUUUCUCUAGCACUGAAAAGCAACAAAACAUUUUAUUUAUAUUUCCUGUUGCUUGCUUCUAUUGCUAACUGAUUGUAACUGAUUUUGGAAGCAUACUUCAUUUACCAUCAUUCUUUCUGGCCUGAACAGUUAUGCUGUAAAUUUCGACUUUAUUGAUGAAGAUCAGUAUGUAAAGACAGUUCUUGUUUGAAAAUUUAU
This is a messenger RNA of Silurus meridionalis, 5487 nucleotides long. RefSeq names its product glutamate receptor, metabotropic 1b (gene grm1b). Gene Ontology annotation, biological process: G protein-coupled glutamate receptor signaling pathway; regulation of synaptic transmission, glutamatergic. The transcript is spliced from 11 exons. Lineage: Eukaryota; Metazoa; Chordata; Actinopteri; Siluriformes; Siluridae. Gene Ontology annotation, molecular function: G protein-coupled receptor activity involved in regulation of postsynaptic membrane potential; adenylate cyclase inhibiting G protein-coupled glutamate receptor activity. The coding region runs from base 267 to 3791 and encodes 1174 amino acids. The record is from RefSeq and is a predicted model, not a curated record. Gene Ontology annotation, cellular component: postsynaptic density membrane.